Dissoconium aciculare CBS 342.82 is the source of this 1020-nucleotide messenger RNA. RefSeq lists its product as uncharacterized. Lineage: Eukaryota; Fungi; Ascomycota; Dothideomycetes; Mycosphaerellales; Dissoconiaceae. The record is from RefSeq and is a predicted model, not a curated record. The transcript has a single exon. Bases 1 to 1020 code for a protein of 339 amino acids.
AUGUAUAAUCAUAUGCUGAGCGUGGCCUUGUUGGCCGUGGGCGCCUUCAAUGGCAUGGCGUCCGCAGCGCAGGGCUAUGGUGUCGACAAGACAUCCUGCUACGCCAAGGUGGUGCCCAGCAAACCGGCCACGAGCUGCAGCACAGCAUGGAAGACGCAUUAUACAGCCUGCACCACGACGUCGACCCGAGUGUCGACCAAGACGGUCCUCGCGUCUGCUCCUGCCGGUCGCGUCGUCACCACGACCAUCACCGUCCAGUCCACCACCGGCGUCGUCUCGACCACCACGAUCCCGUCCGGACCCACCUUCACACCGGUCCGGAUCGCACACCCCGACUUCGGCUACAACGAGUCGGUCUCCGGCCCGACGCCCUUCGAUGCGCAGGGAAAGAAGCGAUCGUUCGGCUCGAACCUGGUGUCCGACACCGCCGGAUUCCCAUUUCACGACGGCCUGUCCUCGUUCCUAGACAAGCUGCUCCGCCCACCACCAAAGCAGUACCCCGGCCCCGUGACCUGCCACCGCUGGACCGCGUCCCGCUCGUGCUCCACCAAGACCGUGACAUCCACCAGCACCGUCUUCGCCUCGCCCUCCGCCUCCCUCGCAAGCGCCGCCGCCGCCCGCACCGUCACCGUCACCGCCACCGCGCUCGUGCCCCAGCCCACCCAGGACAUCUUCCGCUCGUGCUCGCCGUCCAACCUCGCCGACAGCUACGACGGCGCGCCCUUCUACACCUUCCAAUCGGUCGGGGAAUACGACGCCCCGCUCGAGCUCCUCAACACCACGACCGCGUACGACUGCUGCGUCGGCGCCUUCAGCCUCCCGGACUUCCCCAUCGAGGCCUGGACGUACUCGGUCAAGGGCCGCCGCUGCAACCUGUACCUCGACUUCAACGCGUUCAGCUGCCCCGCGCCGCCGAGGUGGGUCGCCGUGACCCAGCCGGGAACCCGCUUCGACGAUUAUCUCACCGUCGGGAACGGUCCUUGCGGGGCGAUCGUGGGAGGGCUCGUCGCGCCGGCUUAG